AUGGCACCACCUGGUGGUGGUGGUGGUGGUGGUGGUAGUGGUGCUGCCGGAGCAGGCACCGCGAAGGGGAAGACCGUGAAGGCUGGAACAGGGCACGAUUGUGAUGCAGACAGAGCACGGCCGCGGCGGAGUAACGCCGUGUAUGUGGUCACCCCACGUGAUGAUAAUGAAUGGAACAAGUGGAAGACAGUGUUGGAAAAUUUUAAGAAAUAUAUGGAUGAACACACAGACCUAGCGGCUGAGUAUGGCGCAAACUGUGAUAAUAGUGGUUGGGAUGAUGUAAAGGACCAGCGGCAUUAUUACAAGGGACAAACAGUAGCAGAUGUCGUACGGUGCAGAGUUAUGAGUGUUGCAUGGGCCUUCGCAAACAGGUGGGAUAUGCCUGGGACUAAGACGAACACGGACGACACGCAGCAAAUGGACCCAGAAGAAGAGAAUAUGUUAAGGUGCGAAGUAGCAAAUACAUUUGGACACUUACUGCAGACCAAAUAUUGUCCGGGACAGAAUCAGUGGAUAAGAGGUGUAGAGUAUUCACGCAUAGCAUUCACGAAAAUGAACAGCUCCGGGCAAGAUGGAGUGGGAGAAAUCAAAGGUCCCGUUAUAGACGGCACGUGUACUGCAUGUGGGUACAAGGGCCAUGAGAGGCUAUCGAAAGCCAUAAAUUGGAACUUAGUAGACUGGUUAUUGUACGACGCGAAAAUAUUGGACGCCAUCCAGAAUAUAGAAGGCGGCACGCACUGUCAUAUGAAGUGGGCGGAUUAUACAAAAGACAAGAUGAAGGAGCAUGAUACGACACGGGUGGACGAAGAGAAAAUCAAUGAUAUAAAAGAAGUGGAGAAGAACGUAGUGGACGCAGCAACAAAGGCAAUUGAGAAGGUAAAGGCAGCAGUAGAAGAGGAAAUUCAGCAAAAGCAAAACGAAGGCACGCAACCGGCAGAAGCAGGAGGAGGAGACCACAAAGGGCAGAAGCCGUCGUCACCAUCACCAGAAGGAACAUCAGGACCAGCAACAUCUUCGGCACAACCACGAUCAGAUGGCUCAGCAGCAGAGAACGGGGUCACAUCGGCACCAGUACCCAUACCACAAGCCCCACCUGCGGCACCACCGCGCGCAGAGGGGACAGGUGGGAAACCUGGAAGUAAGAAGCCAGAGGAAGGUGAGUUAGACUGCGAAAACGAGGAUUCCAGUGGUGUGCCUGCAGGAACAGAAACCCAUGCCGGGUCUAGUGUGCAGCGUCCCCGGAACCUCGCCCUGCUGGUAAUGCUCUGCGCCGUGCACACUGGUAAGGAUGGUGCAAAUGGUCCAGGCUCGUCAGGAUCCCCAUCUGCACCCGCAGAAGCAGCACCGACAGCAUCAGAACAAGUCCCAGCAGCAUCGGACCCAACAUCAUCAUCAACAGGAACAGAAACAACAUCAAACGCAACACCAGGGGCCGGUAACACCGUGCCCGCCGUCGAUGGCGGUAACGAGGACCCCCCUCCUCUCAAUCCACCCAAACCAAAACCGAACCCGAACCCAGAUCAAUCGGGUAGUAGUGGUGGCGAAGGAAAAGGAGGUGGUGAUGUGGCGGAUGGCGUUUCUGGUGGGGAAGGAAAAGAAGGUGGUGAUGGUACUACCCAAGGCAGUGGAGGAGGUCAAUCCUCUGGUACUGGUUCUACUGGUCCCCAAAACCCUGGUUCCUCAGGACCCGGAUCCGACCCUUCCACGCAACCCAAUAACGCACAGGGUACGGGUUCUCAGCCUACAGGUCCAAAUGGUGGCUUUGGACUAUCCUUGGACCGUGCACCAGCCGUAGGUACCAUAGGAGACGGAUAUGCACCAGCGACUCCCACAGAAAACACAUCGGGCCAUGGGGAUAUGAACUCGGGUGGCGGUCCUGAUGCACCCGACCUAACCGGCACCGUCCUGACCGCCACUACUCCCAUCCUGUUUUUUCUCACUUCCGUCAUCGUCGCCCAUCUUGGUUAUUCCCUUUGGAAAGUAAGUACAGCCACAAGGCGCGCACACACACACACCACGCACGCACAAAUAUAA
Plasmodium fragile is the source of this 2034-nucleotide messenger RNA. RefSeq lists its product as uncharacterized. The transcript is spliced from 5 exons. The coding region runs from base 1 to 2034 and encodes 677 amino acids. The record is from RefSeq and is a predicted model, not a curated record. Lineage: Eukaryota; Apicomplexa; Aconoidasida; Haemosporida; Plasmodiidae.